This is a messenger RNA of Pararge aegeria (speckled wood butterfly), 1113 nucleotides long. RefSeq names its product zinc finger X-chromosomal protein-like. Gene Ontology annotation, cellular component: nucleus. The transcript is spliced from 3 exons. Gene Ontology annotation, molecular function: DNA-binding transcription factor activity, RNA polymerase II-specific; RNA polymerase II transcription regulatory region sequence-specific DNA binding. Bases 200 to 931 code for a protein of 243 amino acids. Gene Ontology annotation, biological process: regulation of transcription by RNA polymerase II. The record is from RefSeq and is a predicted model, not a curated record. Lineage: Eukaryota; Metazoa; Arthropoda; Insecta; Lepidoptera; Nymphalidae.
ACAAGUUCACUAUUGACAAAACAAUGUAACAUACAGGCAAUAAUAAUUAAUAAAUGUUAUUAAAAUAGUAAUAAUUACGUCACAAUACAAUGGAGACUAGACUUAGAUGUAGUUAUUUAUUACAUAGAAGUGUGUGUGUGAACGAUAGUCUAAGAAGUAAAGUGCAUUUAUUUUAGAAGUGAAUUAAUAUCAUCACACCAUGGCCUUCCCAGACAGUACAAGAAAUAAUUUAAACUUAAAUACGCUGACCAGCAGCCUUAAUAAAUAUUUUAUUUGUGAUCAUUGUGGUAGGAUAAUGCUUUACCGAAGUAUAGCGGUGAAGCAUCUUAAAUCCUGUAUGCUUACUACAACGUGUUCAUGGUGUAAUAUUAAAUUUAAGAACCGUGGUAAUUUAGUCAGGCACAAGUUUUACGUUCACGGAGACAAGAGUGCAAUAAAACCCGUUCUAAACAACGGAUGCCCGGUCUGCCCGCUACAUUUCCGCACCCCCGAAUGCUUGAAGUAUCACAUAAGGAGCAUACAUUUCAAUUUGAAAACAAAAACCAAGUCGUAUGACGAUAAGAAAAUCAACCAGAUAUGGCACGAAAAGGUAUUCAAUACAUCUAAAAUAGUCGAAAUUAAAAAGGCUGCACACAACUUGUUCCUAAUACGCAAACUGGAAGAUGACACCGAAGUUACAGUGCAGGAAUGCGAUAGGGUCCUGGACCUAAGCGAUCUGUAUCCCACCAAUAAGCGGUCCAGUGUAGGUAAAUGCCGGAUAUGCUUUAAGUCAAUGCUGAAGAGGGAUCUUAAGAAGCAUUACGACGAGCGACACAUGCGAAUACAGAAGCACACGUGCAACAACUGCGACAAAACGUUCAAACGGUCCGUGCUGUUCGUGAGACAUGUAUGCAACAAACUGGGAAGCAGGAGGCGAAAGUUGAUACUAUAAUUCGAUUAUUUAUUUAUUUUUAUUACACAAACUACUAAAAUUAUUAUUCUUCGCAUCCUGAAACUCAUAUGAGUUCAUUUGGACGCUGCAUAUUCCUCUAAAAUCUAAUGUCAAAGUCAAAGUCAAAUAUUUCUUUAUUCAAAUAGGCACAUAGAUGGCACUUUUGAUGCGUUAUUAUAUAC